This is a messenger RNA of Coccidioides immitis RS, 477 nucleotides long. RefSeq lists its product as uncharacterized. Lineage: Eukaryota; Fungi; Ascomycota; Eurotiomycetes; Onygenales; Onygenaceae. Bases 1 to 477 code for a protein of 158 amino acids. The transcript has 5 exons. The record is from RefSeq and is a predicted model, not a curated record.
AUGCUGAAGCAGCGCAGCAUCCCCAGAGAAACGCCAGGUCGGGGGGGUGAGCGCGGUGCCAAGUCGACGAUCGCGACAGGGUUCGAUCUGCCAGAUCGGCAGUGCGCACAUAUAUGUAACCGUCGAGCCUGCGAGCAGCUGCAAGCCAUGCCCUUGGCCAACCGAGUGAACCCCGCCCCGCCCAGCAGCAGACUGGCCUGGCGAGGGAAAGCGGAGAUGUUUCCUCUUGUUACAUUCUGCCCGAAACAAGAAGAUAAGAGUCACCAUCGCACAGCUGUGAGAGAGAUCGGGUGCAGGCAGCCUGGAGGAACCGAUCGACGGACAGAAGCAGCCAGACCAUGGCAGCUGGCGGGCGCUGGUCUGCGAUGCGUCCUGCUGGUUGAGGGAAGCCGAUUUGGCUGUGGCUCUCUCAAUAAAAUAUGCUUUUCAACAGUCAGUACGGAGUACGGGGGUACAGCGUAUAUCAUCCUGUAUUAA